AUGACAAUGCUUUCUACAGCAUGGAAGGUUCUUUUAAUAAUAUUUACUGCAAUAACAUCAGUCUCUGGCAUUAGCUCUAACUCAUUUAUCAUGAUUGUUACUUAUCUGAAACAUAAAAGAUUCCUCAAGCUGAGCCCCAGGAAUCAAAUCCAGUUUACUAUGUGUCUGAACAACCUUCUGCUACAGUGCAGCACCGUCCUGUUUAUCCUUGUGAUGUUCCUUAUACCUGAUGUGCAAAGAGAGCUAAGGCAAGUUGCAUCUUUUGUUCUUUGUUUGUUUAUGGCAUUUGGUUCUUGGCUUGCAGCCUGGCUCUGUGCCUUUUACACAGUGAUUGUUGUCAGAUUCAGACACAAAGUCAUCACAAGUCUGAAGAUGAAGCUCCCUUCUCUGGUACCCAAGCUCCUGCUGGUCACAUUCCUGGGCUGCUUGUCUAUCACUGUCCCCUCAAUUUGGUACCUGAAUUCAGAAACUGCACAGAACAUGACUGGGAACCUGACCUACAGCAACAUCUCAGAUACUCAUGUAUUUCAUCAGAGUGAUUGGCAUUAUUUAGUUAUUUUUCACACACUUGGAACAAUCUUGCCUGUGGUCAUAAGCAUUAUUUCCUUAGUUCUUACAGUGACUUCUCUCUUAGGACAUAUCUGGAGAAUAAAACACAACGAUUCCAGCUGGAACCGCCCCCUGAAUGUGGCUCAUUACAAAGCCUGUAGGACUAUAUUUCUGUUUGUUGCUGUUUUUGUGAUAAUUGUUGUGGUUGGAAUAAUAUUUGUCUCUAAAAAUGGAAUACAAAAUUUUAUGUUAGUUUUGAAAGCUCAAAUUUAUCCCACAGAGUUAUCAUUUAUUCUAAUUUCAGGAAGCUCCAAAGUAAAAAGAGCUCUCUAUAGGGUUGUUCCAUGCACCAGCCAAUGA
Molecule: messenger RNA, 909 nt
Organism: Bombina bombina (fire-bellied toad)
Lineage: Eukaryota; Metazoa; Chordata; Amphibia; Anura; Bombinatoridae
Product: taste receptor type 2 member 7-like
Exons: 1
Coding region: 1-909 (302 amino acids)
Biological process (GO): detection of chemical stimulus involved in sensory perception of bitter taste; sensory perception of taste; G protein-coupled receptor signaling pathway
Cellular component (GO): membrane
Molecular function (GO): G protein-coupled receptor activity; bitter taste receptor activity
Source: RefSeq, a predicted model, not a curated record